GCUCAUGCGCCAUGCAGGAGGACUCACUGCUUUGCUGUGUGUAGGGAAAGACGUCCUCGUCUCUGACCCAAGACAGAUGGUGUCGUUUGAUGAAAACAAUCGCAGUAAAAAAAUCCUGAUAUUAGUGUCGCUGUCUUGAAGAGGUGGACGUGGAUGGAAACGGAGGGACUUUAUUUAGCAGGUAGUCCUUGGUAUAGUCAUUGCCAAUCCCCGAAAGAAAAUGCGCGUUUGAAAAUGAGAAAAUGAUGAAGGCGUUUCAGUUCCUAGUGACGCGUGCAACUACAACGUAGACUGCUGCAACCACUCUCCUUGCAGCAGUGUCUCUCCCGGGCGGCGGCAUUCAUCUACGUUGCUUGAAACCCUCUAAGUUAGGUUCGGUAUCGUCUCUCCAGACGCGUAACGUAGAGAGAGACAGCUUCGGAACAUCGACAAAAUCCAACUUUCCUCGUCUUUUCGCCAACGAACUGCUGAGUCACAGCCAGUGGCCUGGCAGUAUCUCAUUCUCUUAAGGCGGUACCUAAUGCAUCUUCGAGCGCAUCCUUGGUGCGUACUAUGGAAGAGUAUCCACCUAAGGGAAUAAUACUCUCCUCCAUACUUAUUCUCAAGGAGGCACUUGAGAGAUGAAGCGCGGACAGCUUCUAACUCUCACUUCCAGGCCAAGGCGAAAAUCAAAACGCCACCACAAUGUCCGGGGCGCCCCCUUCCUCGCUGAAGCGAGACUAUGACCAUCUGUUUAAGCUUGUGCUCAUCGGAGAUAGUGGCGUCGGGAAGAGUUGUUUGCUCUUGCGAUUUGCGGAUGAUCAGUUCACUGAGAGCUACAUCACAACGAUUGGCGUGGAUUUUCGGUUUAAGACAAUCUUAAGGCAUUUGGUACUUCGACGAGUAGAAUCGUAUCGUCAAGGCAUUUGGUACUUGGAAUGAUUUCGGAAAAGACGAGAUCUCAACUACGGUGUGACUAAUGCGCUUGGGUCAGAACAAUGAUCUCUGCAAGUACUACUUCCUCUGGUCAUAAAGCUCUACUGCUCUCCCUCGUGGGAGUGACGUAAAAAGUACGCAAAAACCGCAUUCCCGACACUCCUCUAAAAAUCAGCGUGGGUGGAAAAACGGUGAAAUUGCAGAUAUGGGAUACAGCUGGACAGGAAAGGUUUCGGACCAUCACAAGUGCGUAUUACAGAGGAGCGGAUGGCAUCGUUAUCGUCUACGAUUGCGGAGAUAGGGAUAGCUUCAGUAUAAUUGCUGUUAUCUUUCAAGGGGUUGGGUAGAUAUUUUGCAAGUCCUUCUUUGGCUCGGGAUAGCCUCACUUUCCCCUUCCUCCCUUCCGUACUUACUCGCCCGCUGUCCUCCGUGUCUAAGUGCUUUCAGUCCCGUCGCCUUGCAUCUUCUUGAGUACUACUACAGCUACAUCUCAUACUAAUCAUUCUUUUCCGCUUUUAAUCGUUGUUCUUUUCAUGUGAUAUGAUCAAUUCCCGUGAGUCCUCAGGUGUCUCCCCGGCCCACAGAAGAGGACUCGAGGGAAUUGAUCACACCCCACUAGAGGUGAUUAAAGUUUCUUGAAGCGCUUUCCAUCUUUCGUCUCCUCAAAAAUAGAUAACGUCCAGUCAUGGGUUGAAGAAGUGAACAAAUAUGCGAAUGCGACCACAAGCAUGUUGCUAGUUGCCAAUAAGAGCGACUGUGGAGAGGAUCGAAAGGUGUCUGCAGAAGAGGGACUUCAAAAAGCGAGACAGUUGGGUCUCGGUUUUCUCGAGACUAGUGCGAAAACCGGAGACGGCGUUGAGCAAGCUUUCGAUGUGAUGAGUGGAAACCUGAUAAAGAUCCGACAGGAACUAUGAAACGAAAAUAAAGUGCACUCACACUCAAGAAAUUGGCUACAACGAUUUAAGUAGGAAAGUAGCCACUUUAUUUUAAGUGGCUACAACGAUUUGAGUAGGAAAAUAAUAGCCACUUUUUUUUGGGACGGUGUGAGUGCACUUUCUUCUUUCAUAGGAGCAGCAAAGUGGUGCAAGAGCAUCUGGAGGCGGCAAUGUCCGGUUAGGAGGAGGCGCUGGAACCUCGAAUGAACCCUCACCUCCACCAGGUGGACAACUAGGACAGGGGUGUUGUAAUGGUUGAUCGGCGACUUGGGCAAGCAAUGGCAAUGAUAAUAUCGGAAUGAAUUGUUCAAUAAUAAUGCAGUUUAUCGUGUCUUGAAGUCGAGGUCGGAUGGGGUCGACCGACAGGGAGAGACUGACCUCGACAUCGCUUCAUACGAAAAAUACUUAACUACACUAGUACAUCCACAAAAUUUAUUGUUCAAACAGCACAUUCACAAUCUUCACAUUCGCAAGGGAGCUCCAAACUAACUCCGGCACAGGAAUACAGACAGACGAAACAAAGUAGAUUCCAUGAUGGAAAUUUGUGAUUUCUAUAUUUCACGAUUCGUAAGUUCAUGAAGAUCUAGUACAGCAUUGCACAAAGAAGAAGAACGUGG
This is a messenger RNA of Amoebophrya sp. A25, 2467 nucleotides long. The record is from the annotation of a GenBank genome assembly. Lineage: Eukaryota; Dinophyceae; Syndiniales; Amoebophryaceae.